AGAGAGAGAAAGAAAGAAGCUAGAGCGAUGGGAUCACAAGACGAUUUCAAUGGAUGCGAACAACCAGGGGCACUUCUGCUUUGUCAAAACGGAUGUGGUUUUUUUGGAACAGCAGCGAAUAUGAAUAUGUGCAGCAAGUGUUACAGAGAUUAUCUAAAAGCAGAAGAACAAUCUGCUUUAGCCAAAGCCGCUUUUGAGGAGUCUGCGAACCCUAAGAAAGUUUUGAUAACCUUGCCAACCAAAUCAGUGGACUCUACCGAUGUUGCUGCGAAGGAGACUACUGCGGUUUUGUCGAGUUCUGGAUCAUCAUCAUCGGCAACAUGUGGAGGAGAAAGUGGUGCUGUGACGAAGAACAGGUGUUUUAGUUGCAACAAGAAGGUGGGAUUGACAGGGAUCACGUGCAAGUGCGGAUCAGUUUUCUGCUCGCUUCAUCGCUACCCGGAGAAGCAUUCAUGUGAUUUCGACUACAAGAGCGUAGGAAGAGAAACGCUUGCAAAAUUGAAUCCUCAGGUCAAGGCAGACAAGAUAGAAAGGUUUUAAUUUUAUGGAUUUGGGGUUCUUAGGAUUUAAAUUGUUACGAUCGGGAUUAGUUUUCGUAUUUUUUUUUACAGUUAGAUGUAAUUUAUUUCUUCUUGAAUUGUGAAUAUAAGUAAAUUUUAAUUUGA
Papaver somniferum (opium poppy) is the source of this 665-nucleotide messenger RNA. Its product is annotated as zinc finger A20 and AN1 domain-containing stress-associated protein 1-like. Gene Ontology annotation, biological process: proteasome-mediated ubiquitin-dependent protein catabolic process. The coding region runs from base 28 to 540 and encodes 170 amino acids. The transcript has a single exon. Gene Ontology annotation, molecular function: DNA binding; zinc ion binding. Lineage: Eukaryota; Viridiplantae; Streptophyta; Magnoliopsida; Ranunculales; Papaveraceae. The record is from RefSeq and is a predicted model, not a curated record.